Cuscuta epithymum is the source of this 9248-nucleotide messenger RNA. NCBI's taxonomy places the organism in Eukaryota, Viridiplantae, Streptophyta, Magnoliopsida, Solanales, Convolvulaceae. The record is from the annotation of a GenBank genome assembly.
UCUCUCUAAAACCCAAAAACGGCCCACACAUCCUUAUCAAGCAAAAACCGCAGUCUUUUCGUCCUCCUCGCUAAUCUCGCCUUCGCCUACUCAGUCUCAGCCGGCAAUUCUUCAAGGCGGAGAAGGCGCAACUCAGCCGGCUCGUCCCCUGCUUCAGUCAAUCACGUCGCUCUCCCUGUCUCUGGUCGAACCAUCGCCUAUCGGUCCCUGAGCGCCUCUACGGCUCUACUUGCGGAUUCGCUGCCUCGCUAGCUGCUAGGUCCCAUCUAGGAGUUGUAGUCUUCUCCAGUUCUUCUCUUCGCUAGUCCGCCUCUUCAGAUUUGAGGCCUAGUUAAUUAAAUCAGGUAUGUGAAUUAUAUGAAGUUCAAUACAUGAAAGUUUUAUUCCGUAACAUGAUAUAAAAAGUCAAAAUUCAUUGAAAAGGAUUCACGUUUAAAAAGGGUGUAGAUACGAAUACAUGUAUAAUGUGGUAUCUUUAUGAAAAACUUUUGGACAAAAUAUGUGGACCAAUUGCACACACAUUCUAUAACAAAUCUCAUUACUACAUCAGAAAAACUUGUAAUAGCAUAAGUUCAUGGCAAAAAAGAAAUAGUAAUUACAUUCAAGAAUCAAGACUUAAGUCAGCAUAAUGAUAGAAUAAGAUCUAAGUUAAUCUAAUCAUCUCCAUCGCAUAACACCCAUGUUAUACUCAUCAUCUUCAAUUCAUCUUCUUCCGGGAUAUGAAAAAAUUUAGAGAAGUUUAGAAAAACCUUAAUUUAGAACCUAUCAAGAUUCUAAAUUUUAGUCUUUUAUGACUUUAGAUUUAGUUUCCAUGCAUUUACUUUUAAUAUUUAAUAAUUGAAUAUUUUGUAUUGUGAUUUGUGACAAUAAAAAUAACAGUGUCACGGGGAUGAGAUUUUUCUUUUUUUGAAUUUAAUUUUGUAUUGCAUCUCCUGUUCAUUAAUUUCAUUCAAUUGACCAUCAUCAUCAUCAUUACACCAGUGCCGCAAAGGCUAACACCUACGGUGAGGUAAGGGGGUCAGAUGUACAUAGUCAUACCCCUGCAUAAAAGCAUAAAAGCACAUGGAGACUGUUUCCGUAUGACCCAUAGUGAAAAUCGCGUCAAAAAUUGCAUGGACCGACUGUUACUUCAUUCAAUUGACCAAUGCAUUAAAUUUUUUUCAUUUUUUUUUGUCAAGUAUGAUGGAAUAAAGCAAAAUGGCUCACUAAACUGUCUGUGCUUCUUUGUUAUGAAGCAGCGGUCAGUCCAUGCAAUUUUGGACCCAAUUUUCACUAUAUGUCAUCCGGAAACAGUCUCUCUGUGCUUUAGUACAGGGGUAAGACUGCUUACAUCCGACCCCCCUACCCCACCAUAGGUGGGAGCCUUUGCGGCACUGAGGUAAAUGAUGAUGAUGAACCUCAAAGUAGGGGUAGGAAAAGUUUCUUCUUUUAAUUAAAAACAGUACUUGUUUGAAACAUGUAUAAUUGGUAUAAACUAAAUAUGAAUAUAUGAUGUGAGAUAGGUUUUAUAUUUUCUAAGUUUGUUAUACUUUUUCAGCUCUUUGUUUUAAUUUUUUGGAAUUUCAAAAGAGAAGUACUAUAUUUUUAUUCCCUAAAUAAGAGUAUUGUGUCUUCACUACCUAAAAGAAGUAAUUACUUGCAUUAGGAGGCUUUUAGCAUGAAAAUCUUUUCCAAACUUAAUCAUUUCUAUUUAAAUAAUAAAAAAAUACUCAUAUUUUGAAAUUCUCUAACAUUUUUACUCCUAUUUAGUACAAUUUUUUUUUUAUACUUUCACUCUCUCAAGCUUUCAGCUUUAUGCCUUUAUAUAGUUAUAAUUCAUAUAACUAUAUUUGCUUCGUCACUUGGGCUGCUACCGGCUUGCGUGGAUAGCAGUCAUAGCACAGUGGCCAUUUUUAACAUUUAUCAUUAAAUUGAUUUAUGAUUUGUAUGUUUUGACUUUUGACUUGUCACAUGCUAGGUAGUUUACUCGCUACUCGGUAGCUACUCGGUCAAGGGCCGAGUAGCGAGUAUGACCGAUUACUCGGGAUUACUCAGUGAUUACUCGGCCUAGUAUUAAUUAAAUAUAAAAAAUAUAUUUAAAUAUAGUAGUCUUAAUAUAGUAAUAAAAUUGCCUUUAAAUUGUCUUAAAAUGUUUAGAAGUGAAUAAAAGGAUAGAAAUUGUCUUAAAAUGCAUAUAAUACGUAUACAAUACCAGAAUACAACUUCAAGAAGCACGAGCAUUGGAAGAAAAGACAAAUAUUUUCUGUAGUUUUUUGGCACCUAUUCUUAUUCCAAUUGAAGAACUUCAAAGUGGCACCUACGGAACAACUAGUCCUCAAAGGUAGUUCCCUAAAUGAAAAUUGCAGCUCACCCAAAACCAAACAUGAUGCUUUUUUGCUAAGCUAUAUUUUUCACCUUUUCAAUUAAGAGAUUUUAUUUCAGUAUUCAGCAACUCAGUUCUCAGGGGUACAUUCAAUACAUUCACUUUAGUUGGCCAAAGACUUGAAAAUGUACAAUGAAAACACCGGUUUAAGAAGCACAAGCAAACGAAGAACAAUCCAAAAUUCUCAGAGUUUAUUACAGUAUACAGAGAAGAAUAUAAUAGGAAACAUGAGGGAGAAUAAGAAACAACACAGAGGAUAAUCUCAAUUUAAUUUUUUUCCAAGCAGAGGUAGUGUUUUUUUUACAUACCGAGUACUCCCGAGUAAAUCGCCUUUUUGACCCACUGAUCGAGUUGGCUAACUCGCCGAGUACUCGGUGAGUAACUCGGAAUAAUAACUCGGGCCGAGUAAUGUGCUACUCUGCAAGGUCAUAGGCCGAGUAGGGAGUACUCACUGAGUACUCGCUGAGUACUCGCCGAGUAAAUAACCCAGGUCACAUGUCAUUUGUGAGUAUCAUUUAUGUUAGGGAUUAAGACAAGAAUAAUACUCUCUCCGUCCCAAAUUAUAAGGCACUUUACGAUUUACGAUGUUUGACCGACGAUAAACCAAAUUUAUCUCUGCCAACACUCAAAUUAGUUUUAGAAAAUAAAAUUUACAUAUUCAGAAAGUACAUUAAAGCUUCUACAAAAGAUAAUUCAUAUUUCAUAAAAAUUUGAUAUAUAAAGUAAGAGAUUAACGGUGAUUUCUGUUGACCAAGUGAGUAAGAAAGGUAUCUUAUAAAAUGGGAUUGAGGGAGUACUAAAAAUUGGCUCAUGGACAAGAAAGAGACUUUUUGUUUAAAUUUCCAAAAAAAGAGACUUAAAGGAGUAAGAGGACCAUUAUGCCCUCCACACUUGACCCGUUACUACAGUGACUAACGCUACAAUGACAAGUGCCACAGUGACCAACGUCAUAGUGACAUGCAUGUUUGUUCGUCCCCGUGAACAAUGCCCGUCUGUCUGGUGACCAACGCCCAGUUGUCUGGUGACCAACGUUUGCCCAACCAAUGACCAACAUAUACCCGUCCAUACCAACGUCCGCUUGUCCACUCAUCAAUCUUUCGCUCAUCCAGGACUUGACUCGCCUAGUGACCUAACCCAACCAGAUACAGUUUCCUGACUCAACCAGUUACUGUUACCCGAUUUGUCCAGUUACAGUUCCCCGAUCUGACCAAUUACAAUUACUGGACCCGAUCAACAAUAAAUCUAUAAUUACCAGAUCUAACCUGAUUUUGAUACUGACAUUGCUGCUCAUCACCAGUCCCACCAGAGACCCCCACUGUUGUUGAUUACCACCUCCGCCGCCUGUGACCACCCAUCAUCUGCACCUCUGUGGUGGCCAGCCUCCCCGACUUUGCACAUUGUCACUGCCCCAUCACUCUUCAUCCCCGCACCAUCGCCCCUACCCCCACACUGUAACUACACACGCCUCAGAAACUGUCACCUCCAGCAGUGACGCCGCCGUCCACACCUCAUCCCACAGAUCAUAUCCCCUGCCCCGUCAUUGCCUAAAAUGCCCCCACCAGCACCCAUUGAUGCCCACUAUGGCCCCACAGCUUUCCCACACAAGGUUGUCAAGAUCGUGCGAUCUUCUUUGUUGUGGGUACAUGGUCGAGUUAGAUCGCAGUUUGGAUCGGAAAUUGCAAUUAGAUCGUCGGAUCAACGAGCUAACUUGUUAGGUCGCGGAAUUUUCGAUAUCCUUCGAUCUGUGUCGUUCAUGUUUGUAGGGAAGGAAUAUGAUUCUCAUGGUCGGAAUUCCGGAACGACACUCAUGUCGGAAAAUACACAUAUUCCGGACCAGUUAACUUGCAAAAAUCAUUUGACGACCUUCCUGGUUGAAUUUUGGCUGAAAUUUGGUAUGGAUGAACUAGACUUGAUGAGGAACAUACACAAAAAAUUUUAGCAAAAAAUACCACCGGGAAGGCCCCCAAAAGGAGGAGGCCGGACAGCACUCCGGUCUGGAAAUUCCUGACCGGAAGAUUACUCUAUACACACACACACACACACACACACACACACACACACAUACAUAUAUACUUUGUAUAAAAGUGCACAAUUUUCAAUAAUUUAUUUAUUUGACUUCUUGAUUGAAUUUUAAACUGAAAUUUGGUAGACAUAGUCUACCCUUUAUUGAGAACAAGCUGACAAAGUUUUUUUAAAAAAAUUGACCCGGAAGCACCUCAAAUGAAAGAGGCAUAAUACUUGUAAGUUUCAGGCCUACCGUAGGAGAACACUCUCUUAUAUGGCUAUAUAUAUUUGUAUAUACACAAUUACACAUAUAUAUGUAUACACACACAUAUGCAUGUUGGGCUGUACGCUUCGGCCCACUGAGAUCUGGGAACCGAAUAAACAAAGAGCAGCUGCCUGCUUUAAUAAAAUGUGCAGGCAGCCCUAGUUGGCCCUGUUUCUUUGGUGGCAGUCAGGCCCAGAACUUAAUUGUUUACCAUAAUUGUUUGCCUAUAUAUCUUGACUCCUGUACUUGUAAACUAGGACUUGUAUCAUUCAUCAUCUCAAUAAGAAAAAAAAACCUAGUUGCCCCCGUGAAUUAGGUCAGUAACAUUUGUUACUUACAGGCUGAACCACGUUAAAUUCGUGUGCCGUUCUUCUCGUUCUUUUCCAGUCUUUCAGAUUUGCGUGGGUGCACCCUAACCCUAACAAUUCAAUAUAGUUUUGUUUCGAGGAUCUUACCAUUCGAGUUACAAAUUUACGAUCUCCUAAACCCUCUCCCAUCCGAGCUAGGAUCUCAAUUUUAACAACCUUGCUCCCAUGGCCACACCAACCGCAUCACUGCCCCCAGAUCUAACCAUAGCUGCCGCAAUGGAUCUAGAUCGUCGCCCAUGGUCGUCGCUGAAUAUUUUGCCCGUCGCCACUCUGAUUUGGUCACUACUGCAUCGAGGACAACAACAACUGUCAUCACCUCUCCAUGCCUGAAAAUGAAGAACACUGAUGGCAACAGCUAGAAAACGACGAGUGCGAUGGCGAUGUCCACCGACGACGAGGCAGACAACAAUGAUGAUGUUACUAAGUUGGUGAGGUCGACGACAAUGUUCGAUUGAACCGCCGGUGAGGAAAAGCAAAUCAGCGAUGCAGACGGUCAUGGGAGAAGCAAAUCAGCGAUGCAGACGGUCCUCAAGAAGCAAAUCUGUGAUGCGGUGUCUAAGGAGGAGCUUCAGCGAUGGAGGCUGUCCAAAGAGCUUUAGCAAUGAACUGUACGAAUAGCUUUAGCGGUGCAGCAAAGAUGCACAGUGAGGGUUUUAGUUAGUAUUUUUAUAUGGGGGCAUUUUGGUCCUUCCAGGUUUAUUUGGUAUCUUUUAUGUCCACACGAAAAUUAGGUACCAUUAUUGUCAAUUCCAAAGCCAGUAGUAUUAUUUUUGUCAUUAUUCCUUAUAUUACCAUCAAUUAAAUUGUGAUUUGUUAUUAUUAUUCUAAUUAUUUAAUAUUUAUUUCAUAUUCUCAUUAGUUGUUAGUAUUAAAGAAAAUUGUAACUUUGUCGUCUUUUUUAUACUGCGUAUUUGAUUGCGACGAAAACUCUUUUUGUCUCUCACUUUUUGGUUAUACCUAUUACGUUUUGCCCCCGCCAGAUGGUUAUACUGGAUCUGCCCCGAAGAGAGCAAAAUGUAAUUGCGGGAGAGACAGUUUAAACUUCAAUAGAAUCGAAGAAGGUUUUCCAAUCAAAAUGCCGCCAUCCCUGCAAUCCUUGCCGGAUGAACUCAAAAUUGAAAUCCUGAUGAGAUUACCAGCAAAAUCUCUGAUUUGUCUAAGUGGUGUUAGUAAACCAUGGCUUUCUUUCCUCGGCGGUUCUGAAUUCAUCUCUGCACACCUGUAUGGAGGAGCUACCAAACAGUUCUUCUUUGCAACUACAACCAAUAACAACCGUUGUUUCGCUCUAAUCAAAGAUGAUGACAAAGUUAAUGGUGAUGUCAUGGUACAAUUUGGACCAUUCAUCAAACCUGAUCAGCGAUUCCAAAAUAGGUUUUCAAUAUCUUUACAUCAUUGUGCUGUGAAGGGGAUCAAAAUUGUGGGCAGCUUUGAUGGAUUGCUUUGCUUAACCUUUACUCAUCCAGAUUCUCACCCAUCAAUUAUAUUAUGGAACCCUUGUAUUCGAAGACAUGUGUUGUUACCACCUCCCUCCAAUCACAUUCCAAAGAAAGGUGGUAAUGCAAUUGGAUUUUGUGUUGCCAGUGACGGCGAUUAUAAGAUUGUGUGGAUCCAUGAAAAGCAUGAGGAUAAUGUUAUGUCUGUUGAAAUCUACUCUCUCAAUUCGGGAAAAUGGAGGAUUAGACGAUUCGGUAAUGAUUUGUUUUCCACGAGGAGGUUGCUUAGUGGUCAAGCUUUUGUAGGAGGUAAGAUGCAUUGGCUUGGAUGUCAAUAUGAUGAUACUCGUGAUAUUUGUUCAAUCACUUCAUUUCACAUAGACGGAGAGGUAUUCAGAGACGUACCAUUCCCAAAUAGAUUAAAAGGUAUUAACGCGCAUGCAAGACUAUCUAUUGCUGUGGUUGGGGAGUCACUGGGUUUGAUAGAUUCUCACCCAUUUUUUUGUAACAUUUGGGUGAUGCAAGAUUAUGGAAAUGUCGACUCCUGGACCAUGUUAUAUGACAUUGGUAUUCAAGAUUGUGUGAAAAGGUUACCCUUAGUAGAUGCAUUAAACUUUUGGAAGAAUCCAGGAGUUUCUGCCGGCGCACAUCAAUUGUUGUCAUUCAUGGAUCAUGAGCCUUUUGUGGUGUACGGCCAGUACGGGGAAUAUGGGAGACCCUAUAUGCUACACCCGGUUGUAUGUACAUCCGUGGUCCAAUUAACAUAAAAGCCCAUUAAGAGAUCUAGCCCAUAACACACCUGGCCCCAAUUUUUACCGGGUAAUAUCGAUAACCGAAAAACAGAGCCUGCGAUUUAAACAUAUCAAAAAACGGAAAAGUAACUUCUCUCGAACUACCUUCUGAAAUUUCUUUGAAAACGACGCAAGCAUUCAUACACGCCGUAUUAAAGCUCGAAAAACGAUGACAGCCUCCAGACAAUUGUCAACUUCGCGGAGUUGUUCGUAGAGUUGCAGAGCAACGACAAGUUAAGAACAGAGGAAGAGUUUGAGCAGCAAGUUGUUUCUGUUUGAGCAUUGAAGCGAGUGAUGGACCUACUAUCCGAGUAUGAGAUGAUGAAGAACGCAGAUAAGCAUGAAACUCCAGAAGGAUCAGAGAGGAUAUUAUGAAAGAGUUUGCUGCAGCAGCGAAGAAUUUGGCAGAAAGCAUGGCCAAUUUUGAUGAAAAAUUUCAACAGGCUGCAAAGGUGUUACCUGAUGAUGAGACAAUGAAGAUUUUAAUGGGAAAAGUCCAUGGGCUUUUCAACACAUAUUCAUCAGAAAAGGAGAAAGAAAAAGAAAAUGAAACCGAAGUGUCACUGACUCCAGAUGAUGGAUUCUGGACUGAAGAAGUGCUCAAAGCAGUUGAAGCUAUUGAAAUGGCUCAGAAGAAAAGAGUUGAGAGGCCAACUUUUACUCAGUAUGAAAAGCCAAGCUUCAAGUUGCUUUCACAGGAGUCAAAUGAUGGGGCGAAUACAUAUGGGGAUGAUGAUGAGCAUCAUCAUGACAUAAUUGAGCAACAUGGCAAUGCAAUUGAGCAUGCAGAGGAUGGUCCAAGUGAGCAAAUGAAUAAGGAUAAUGACAAUGCUGAGGAUGUUAAUGAGGAUGAAGAGGAAUCUGAAAAGGAAGAAUGUGAAGAAGAAAGAGACAGAAGGUUUAGAAAGGGUAAGCAAGUUGAACAAUAUCACAUUGAACCAAAAGAGAACAAAGUGGAAAGAGAAAAAAGAGAAACAGCCCCAGCACCUGCUGUGAAGUCCCCAUUCAUGAACAGAAGUAUAGAUGCAAGGACAACACUUGGCAGUGAGGAAAGACUACUUGCAGGUUUUGUGUUCAAUGAUCAUUGUGACAAGAAUGUUGUGGUGUUCAAGCAUUACAACUUCACUCUUUCAAAAGCUCAGAUGGAAACAAUGAAGAGCAACACAAAAGUUGAUGCUGGAAUUAUAGAUAUAUGGGCAAUGUUGCUUAAUCAUAAUGAAAAGUUCAAAAGCCCUGAAGCUAAAAGCAGAAUGAUUUUCUCAACAAGACCAUGUCAUGUGCUAGAUCAAAAUCAUCUCACCGCUCCACAAACAAGGAACAAAAGGUUUGCGGCAGAAAUUGGCAAGGAAUUUCCCUGUGCAGAUGGAAAUAAGUUGAGGUCAACAGACCUAUUCAUAUUCCCAGAUGAAUACAAUGGGUGCUACUAUAUGAUGUGCUUUGACUUGAAGAGCAUGAAGUUCUACAUCAUUGAUAGUAGCGACGGAGAUAUAGCUCCUGCAGUCAAGUACUUGUUUCAAAUGUCAUACCUGAGAAGUGGAUUUGUGAAAUUUCUUCGAGAUCAAAAACACCCAAAGGCAGAUAAGGUUGUGAAGCUGAAGGAAGAAGUGGUUAAAAUGCAUUGGAGAAACAAGAAAAACAAAACCAAUGAGGGAGUUUAUUUGAUGAGGCACAUGGAGACAUUUUAUGGUGACACAGCAUGGGAGUGUGGAUUAGAUAAACAAAGUGAAAAACCAAUUGAGAUGCUGCGGAUUAAGUACUUGCAUGCAAUAGUAACAUCUGAUAAGAAUGAGAUCAAGAAGAACAUCAUGGAACAAGUGAAGAAACACAAUGUGUAUAUCUAGAAGAUUUGUAAUGCUAUUGAUGAUUGUGGGCGUUGAUGAACAUAUUGUUGUUUUUUAAUUCAUGCUAAACAAUAUUAGUAUUUGGGACAUAUGAUAUUACUAUUAAGCUUGGAUGACAGUAGUCAUGUUAGUAAUAUUAAAUAAGGACAUAUGCUUAUGGGAAGUUCAUAUUAUUGAUCAUUAU